CACUCUCUUAUAAAUACUCUCUUCUCUCCUGCAUUCCCUCUUCUCUCUUAUACAUCAUCUACCUCCGCCUCCGCCUACCUUUCCUUUAUGGCUACCGCCGGUGGUACUAAGGCCGUCGACCGGAUAAAAGGUCCUUGGAGUCCCGAAGAGGACGAGUUGUUGCGCCGCCUCGUCCACACCUACGGCGCCAGGAAUUGGUCUCUUAUAAGUAAGUCCAUCCCUGGGAGAUCUGGCAAGUCUUGCCGACUCAGGUGGUGCAACCAGCUUUCGCCUGAGGUGGAGCAUCACCCUUUCACUCCCUAUGAAGAUGACACCAUUAUCCAGGCUCACUCCAGAUUCGGCAACAAGUGGGCCGCCAUUGCUCGUCUUCUUAAUGGUCGCACUGAUAACGCCAUCAAGAAUCACUGGAACUCUACUCUCAAGCGCAAAUGCUCCUCCUCCAUUGCUGAUGAUUUCAAACACCACCCUCCCAAGAGAUCCGCCAGUGUGGGUGCUGCUCCCACCACCGUCGCUUCGCCUUUCUAUUUCAAUCACAGUAGCCCAUCUGACUCCGACUUGAGCGAUUCUAGCCUACCUGGAAUGUCUUCUUCGCAGGUCUGCAAAUCUUUCUCGCCCGAUGCUUUGAUUUCUCAGUCAGAUCAGCCGCCGAUGGAGACCUCCACCGAUCCUCUCACCUCUCUCACCCUCUGUCCGCCUGGAUCCGACUCCUCGGAGGUACCAAAACUCGCAUCCGAACCCGAUCAGGCACCUCAGCAGCCAGUGCAGAGUUCGGACAAGCUGAGAAUUGAGAGCAAGUUCUUCAGCUCAGAAUUCUUGGCUGUGAUGCAGGAAAUGAUUAGGAAAGAAGUACACGACUACAUGUCUGGGAUGGAGCAAAAAGGUCUGUGUUUGCAAACGGAGGCCAUUAGAAACGCAGUCGUAAAACGGAUUGUUAUAAACAAGCGCGAUUAAUAGCAGCCCUGAGAUGACAAAGAAGUCAUCGCGUCACUCAAAAAGUUCUCCUUUUUGUGUUUAUUUUCUUCUUUUCUCCUUCCCCCUCCCCUGAAUUUAUAGAUGACAAUAAAUUUUGGUAGUGUACAGAAUGAAGAACGCCAAAUUUGGGGGGCUGAACAAGGCAGAGAACUUCAAAUACAUAUAUCAUAUAUGAUAGAAUUAGAUCAUCUGUUCAAAAGGGCUAUCUUUUAGAAAGUUUGGGCAAAAUUCCUGUUCGUCGAAAUCGAGUCGAUGUAAGAAUAAUGACGAAAAGAACAAAAAACGAGUUCAGUUAUUGGAAAUUUUAGAACUUGCAUCUUUUGA
This is a messenger RNA of Cucurbita moschata (crookneck pumpkin), 1296 nucleotides long. Its product is annotated as transcription factor MYB44-like. Gene Ontology annotation, molecular function: DNA-binding transcription factor activity, RNA polymerase II-specific; RNA polymerase II cis-regulatory region sequence-specific DNA binding. NCBI's taxonomy places the organism in Eukaryota, Viridiplantae, Streptophyta, Magnoliopsida, Cucurbitales, Cucurbitaceae. The record is from RefSeq and is a predicted model, not a curated record. The coding region runs from base 88 to 951 and encodes 287 amino acids. Gene Ontology annotation, cellular component: nucleus. The transcript has a single exon. Gene Ontology annotation, biological process: regulation of DNA-templated transcription.